GCGACGCGAGGCCACGCCCGUGCUGGAUGCGUUUGAGACGGCGGCGGCGGAGCAGGCGCGAGCGGCGGCCGUCGCCGCGGCGCACGAGGCACAGAUGAGGCCCAUCGAGGCGGCGCGCGCGGUUGGCACGGCGCUGGACGAGUCGCUCGCCACGGUGCGGGGCGGCGGCCCCAUGCACUCCGCCUCCCACCCCCUCGUCGCCGCGCUCGCCACGCUGGACGGGGCGAUCUCGCACGUCGACUCGCACCCCGAGCUGCAGUCCGCCUCGCUGCGCGCCGAGCUGCACGCGCUCCGCUGCCGGGCGCUGCGCGCCGUGAGCGUGCAGCACGUCGCAAAGCCGCUCGACUCCGCCGUGGAGAAGGUUCUCCUCGAGGGGCGCAGAGCCGCAGCCGCAGCCGCAGCCGCAGCCGCGGCGCCCGCAGCCGCCGCGGCGCCUGCAGCCGCCGCCGCGGAGCCGGGAGGUCGACCCCACGCCUCGCAUCCCGCCUCGGAUCCCGCCUCCGCCUCGGCCGCCCCGCCGCCGGCCGUUUUGCAGCCCGGCAAGGCUGCGGCCAAGGCUGCGGCGGAGGCGGAGCUUAUCUUCGUGCGGCUGGCGGCCUCGCUCCGGCCCUGGAUCGAGGAGCUCGAGGCUCGGGCGGCGGAGCACCAAGACUACGCCGCAAUCAUGGCCGACGCGCGCGCCUCAUACUGGCGCUGUCGCCACGCGCUCGCCGCGGCCGAGCUCGCCGCCCGCCUGGCCGGCAUCGCGCGCGACGAGGCGGGCGGCGCGGACCACGCGAUCCGGCGCUGCUGCGGAGAGGCGAUGCUCGCCGCCGCGUCAGAGGCCAAGCUCCACGCCGCCUUCUUCUCCCCGCCGCCGCCGACGCCCACGCGCCGCAGCUCCUUCGUCGCGCAGCCGCUGCUCGGCGAUGCGCGCGAGCGGCUCACCUUUCGGCUGCAGGCGUGCGUGCGGGACCAGAUCCGGCAGUACAGCCACGCCGCACCGGCGGCGCGCGCGUCGCUGCGUCUCAUCUCUGGCGACGAGCGCGGCGGCGGCGGCGAGGGUUCGGCCCCCGGGAGGCGGUGGUACCCGACGGUGGAGCUUGGGCUCGACCUGCUCGGCAAGGCGCACUCCAGCACUCCAUGGAGCGCCUUUGCCGUCACCACAAAGGCGCUCGAUUUCUCCACCACGCGGGCGAUGAUCCGGCAGCUCGCUGGCGCGCGCGGGUCGCUCUCCGCUGUCGGCGCCGUGGUCGGCUUGCUCCAGCGCGCCGCGCCGGCCGUCGUCGAGUCACAGUCCGACGCGAAGGGCUCCCUCGAGCGCGAGUUGAAGCGGGCGUGCGAGGCCUUCAUCGCAGACGCAACCACGCCCGCGGCGCUCGACACGCGCGUGCGCGCCGCCUACGUGCGCAUGUGCGGCUACCUGCACGAGCCGGCCACGCGCGCCAUCCUGUACGGCCCCGUCAAAGGAGCGGUGCUCGACGCGUGCGGACAGCUGCAGACGCUGCUGCACGCCACGGGCCAGGCAGAGGAGUAUGAGCCCCGCCUCCGUGCGCUCGCGGCUAAGCUCGAGGCGAUCGAGGCGGCCCCCUCACAACCAGCCGCAGAGGCGCCGCCGCCGCCGCAGGCGGCGCCAAUCCCCGAGGAGGCGGGAGAGUGAGAGUUGCGAAUGAUAUCAUAACGAGACGCGAGAGCGUCUGUGGCAUGUGGACACGUGGCGAUCGCUAGCCGCUUCCUCGAGCACAGGUCGUCGGCGCGCCACAGGCGCGCCGGCGCAGCCUGUGAAUCAGCCUGUGUCGGUUGUGGGGACGGUGGAUAUGUGUGUGUGUUCGACUUGCCCGCGCGACUCUUGAUUGCUUUUGCGCGUCGGUACACGUCGCACGGUUGGACGGUUGUGGCGUGCGGACUGCGGAGUGGUGCGCGCCCCUGCGCGCCGCGGUGGUUUUUUGCCCGAGGUUCAUGAAACGGUAUUAGCUU
Emiliania huxleyi CCMP1516 is the source of this 1956-nucleotide messenger RNA. RefSeq names its product component of oligomeric golgi complex 3 (gene COG3). The transcript is spliced from 5 exons. Gene Ontology annotation, biological process: intracellular protein transport; Golgi organization; intra-Golgi vesicle-mediated transport. Bases 95 to 1639 code for a protein of 514 amino acids. NCBI's taxonomy places the organism in Eukaryota, Haptophyta, Isochrysidales, Noelaerhabdaceae. Gene Ontology annotation, cellular component: cis-Golgi network; membrane; COG complex. The record is from RefSeq and is a predicted model, not a curated record.